AAUCGCCACCCGGCAAGCAGCCAUCCCGCAGUGACGUCACAUAGUCGUCACCGCCAAUCCUGCACAGAUUUCAGCGUUUAUUUUGAGGUUACCCGAUUUGUUCCCCAAAAAUACUACACAAGGAAACAUCAUGGCGAACAGAUCUACGUUAAAGGAAGGUAUCACAAUUCGUGGGUUGUCCAGAUACCGCUUGUGGGCGUGCCGGGGGGUGUUGGUGGGCGCGUCCCUGGCGCUGGUGGGGGCGCUGGUGGUGUUCACAGGAAUGGUCGUCGCCUCUACAUUCUCAUACAGCGAUUAUAUUCUACGUGCACUAGAGGGUCCUAUAGCUGCAGACGAUCCGGAACUGCUUCGUUAUAUUCAAGAGGAGCUGCUGAGAGCACCGUCGAGCAAGCCUUAUAAUAUUUUGGGAGACAAAAAUAUUGCCAAUCGUGACUAUGAAGAGAGUGAAAUUUUCUACAACGAAUCCCUCAGAGUUCUCUUCAAGGACAAGCAUGGUGGGUUCUUCGUGGAAGCCGGAGCGUUGGACGGAGAGAGCAUGUCGAACACGCUGUGGCUGGAACAGGAGGCGGCCUGGACGGGCCUCCUGGUGGAGCCUGAUGUCCCCAACUACCUCAGCCUCGUCUCCAAGCACAGGCGAUCCUGGUCCGCCAAUGUUUGUCUCUCGCCCAACUCCUAUCCCUCCAAGGAGAUGCUGACCAUCAUGCCUCACUUCCCCGGCCCCAUGGCUGUGGCUCUGGGCUUCAAGACGAGAGCCAUGCACAGCCUUACCCAUUACGCCUCCGACAGGGUAAAUGGCAACUCGUGGUUCCAGAAGGUGCAGUGCAUUCCGCUAGAGUCCCUCCUGCUGGCCAUGGGGGUGACCCGCGUCGACCUGCUUAGCCUCGACGUUGAAGGCGCCGAGCUCGCCAUCUUGGACCACUUCGACCUGAAGAAAUUCGAUGUUCAGGUGCUGUGUAUUGAAUGGAAGAAAAUGCACGAGUUGGACGAUGUAGCUCGAAAUCUGAGCUCGCGAGGCUACGUUGAGGUUGCCAGGAAACUGGAGGACCUCAUACUUGUCAAGAAGGGGUCGGAGUACGAGGCUCGGCUGCGAAAGACACCUCACACCUGAUAAAUAGCUGUCUUGUACCUUCACUGUGGUUGCGAGUUGUUGUUUUUUUAAGUUGGUGUGUGAUCUGGUGGUCCAAGGGUGCUGGUAGGGUUUGGGUCCAAGGGUGCUGGUAGGGGUUGAAAGUCAAUCUGUAGCCUAUUAAUACAAAUCUUGCGAUUACCCUCGUGUCAUUUAAAAUAGAUAUUGUUUAAAAUGCUGCAAUCCUUGCUCAGUCAUUAGGAUAGGAAAUCUUUAGGUAUCCGAACGGAAAGGAAUGGGGUCAUUUGUAGCCACUAGUAUCUCUAAAUACCUGACUGCUAAUUAUAAUCAUCCUUUUAUGCCAUGAGGUGGUGGGAAUUGUUAAAUUAACAGUACAAUGUAAAGUAGGGAUUGAUCUAACUGUUUUUGGUCCCUACACCAAAACAAUUAAAUGGACCCCACCCUCUGUUGAUCGUGUACAGUACAUUAAUUGGACGAAAAAAUAAUGGGGAAGUGUUACCAAGUGACUGAUUACUCCAAGUAUUGAUACGUGUCCAUUUUAUUGGUACCAAAAACAAAAGUGCUGGGAUACCGAAUGUCCUGGCCUACGUAGCCUAUUGAGCAAUACGAUCCUGGUAGAGAAACGCCAAGAUAUAUGAGUACACGGCAAGUUACUCAAGGUAUUAAAUCUAACAGGUAUACAAGAUUAGUGUUAAUGAAAAAUAAGACCGACAGAAGAGGUGUUAGUGAGACAUAGGCGAGAUGAGGUCAAUGAGGUGGUGAGAAUGAGAAAUGUUACAACUCACACGCCGCCUCACUCGGUUUUUCUUCUAUUACACCAAUCAUGUGUACUCUUUAAGUCUUUACAUUUUUCGUUUAACUGCAUUUGUAUUGAAAAUAAACAUUUUUCGAUUA
Procambarus clarkii (red swamp crayfish) is the source of this 1981-nucleotide messenger RNA. RefSeq names its product carbohydrate sulfotransferase 3-like. Gene Ontology annotation, molecular function: N-acetylglucosamine 6-O-sulfotransferase activity. The record is from RefSeq and is a predicted model, not a curated record. Gene Ontology annotation, biological process: sulfur compound metabolic process; N-acetylglucosamine metabolic process. Lineage: Eukaryota; Metazoa; Arthropoda; Malacostraca; Decapoda; Cambaridae.